GUGGAUAUUAGAAAAAGGUGAUCUUUUGAGAGAAAGGGGAGAUGAUUUGAAAAUUUAUACAGAGGAGGAAUACCAAAAAUUGAUGAUUUUCUUUAUGAAUUUUAUUCAAACAAUGGGACAGUGUCUUGAAAAAGAAGUUAGUCAAUCAAUUAAUGAAGGGAGGGAUAGACCUAUUUUAAGAAUGCAGGCAAUUGCUUCUGCUUGUGUUUAUUUUAGAAGAUUUUAUUCAAAAAGAUCUUUAAAGGAUAUUGAUCCAUUUUUGUUAGCUGUAACUUGUAUUAAUUUGGCUAGUAAAGUUGAAGAAAUGGGGCAUUUAUCCCCAAAUAAAUUAAUAUCCGCGUAUACAAGAACAAGUAAAAAAUUUGAAAUUAAAAAAAAUAUUUUUAACAAAAAAGCAAAAAAAUGGCCGGUUAUAGAAUCUUUAAUUGCUCAUAAUCACCAAAUUAAUUCUCAUCAAAUAAAGGGAAGUGAAGCAGAAUUUUGUUUAGUUGAAAUGCUUGAUUGUUCUUUAAUUGUUUAUCAUCCUUACAGAUCUUUACAUCAAUUUAGAAAUGAUAUGAAGUCUUGUUCUAUUCAAAAUGUUGAUCAACUUUGUCAGGAUGCUUGGCGAGUAUGUAAUGAUGGAAUGAGAAGUGAUGCUGCUUUACUUUACCAUCCUCAUAUGAUUGCAAUAGGCAAAUAA
Messenger RNA from Meloidogyne enterolobii, 682 nucleotides. The record is from the annotation of a GenBank genome assembly. Lineage: Eukaryota; Metazoa; Nematoda; Chromadorea; Rhabditida; Meloidogynidae.